UUCUGUGCUCUGCCGGUGCAGUCCUGGGUCAACCGGAGGAGCCCCGGGGGCCCAGCCACGGUCGUCCCGCUCCGGCCCUUGGUGGUCAGUGGCUUACAUGAUGUGAUCCGGUCGCCCUGGUACGCCGAGGUGCGCAUGCCCACUAAGAGGACGCAGCGGCUCCAUGUGUGUUGAGGCGCAUUAUUUGGCAACAGACGCGGCAGCGGGGAGGGCCGAAAAAAAGAGGAUAUCCCCUGGAUUUCUAAAAAGCAACGAUUUAUCGAGGUUAACUGCAGAUUAAACACUCCCUGGUCGACCAUCGGCGAAGGACGGGCAACAAAGCGACCGAGGGAUGUCUGAAGAGGCUGUCCGCCAGACGCGCAGCCAGAAGAGGGCGCUGGAGAGGGAUGCUGCUCCCUCAUCUUUAGAACCCUCAAAUUCUGACAGUGAAAGCAAAAAGCCUAAAUUGGACCCGUCUGAACCCACAACAGAGGCACAAACUAAACCAGACCCUGUACUGGCAGAGGACGAUCAGAGCCGGACUAGUGAUGCAUCAGGGCACAACAAAGAUCAGGAGGAGGAGCAGAGUCGGUUGCCAUUACCUUUAGUGUUACCUUUGGCCUCUCGGCCAGUGAAGGAUGAACGAGGACCACAGACGGACGAACCCGGCUCGGACAUUCGGCCUGACUGCAAUGACAAAGCCAGCAAGGCGAACAUGGAGCCAGCCAGGGAUACGAGGAGCCGGGUCCGACUGACGGAGGGGAAGGCGCCCAGUGGCAUGCUGGCUGCAGGCGAGGUCAAGGCCACUAUUAAAGUGGAAGUUCAAACGGGGGAGCAGCCUGUGGACAUGAGCACCUCCAGAGGCAGCAUAAAAAGAGAGAAGCGCCCUCCGUCCCCUGAAGAUGAUGAUGUCAUCAUUUUGUCAGACAAUGACUCCCCCAGUCCACCGAUGAACGGCUUGAGCCAUUUUAAGGAGCUGGACACGGACCUGCUCAUGAAGAGCAGCCCAGCAGAGAGGGAGCGCAUCAUUAAGCAGCUGAAGGAGGAGCUGAGACUGGAGGAGGCCAAGCUGGUGCUGCUGAAGAAACUCCGACAGAGCCAGAUACAGAGGGACACUCUCCAGAAGCCCUCAAGUGUGUCCGGUUCCACUGCGCCGCCUCCUCUUAUUCGAGGAACAAUAACAAGCAAUAAAGGCUCUCAGCAGAUUUUGACUGGCAGGAGUUCAGGCACGGUCAUCCCUCCGCCUCUGGUGAGAGGAGGGCAGCAGGUGACGUCCAAACACGGCUCACAGAUCAUCAUGCCUCCUCUGGUCAGAGGGGCACAGCCCAUCUCUGUAUCUCCACAGCAAAUCCAGGCUCUCCGCCAGCAACAGCAGCAGCAGCAGCUGGCUGCCUCUGGAGGUUCAGGACCCCCUCCUCUGCUGUUGGGCCCCCGGACCUCAACCCCUGCUGGCCAGGGCCAGAGAGGCAUGGGCCAGCAGGGCCUCAUCAGGAUUGGCAGCAGUGCUAGCUCACUGGCCUCUCCAUCCAGUUUGAAGAGCUCUUCCUCAGGAAGCGGCGGCAUCUCUGUGGUCAGCGUGAACGAUUCUCCAGCCAGCCGCCAAGCUGCAGCUAAACUGGCCCUGCGGAAACAACUGGAAAAGACUCUCCUUGAGAUCCCCCCGCCCAAGCCCCCAGCACCAGAGUUUAACUUCCUGCCCUCUGCCGCCAAUAAUGAGUUCAUCUACCUGGUGGGGCUGGAGGAAGUGGUACAGAAUCUGUUGGAUACCAUCCACAGAGGAAAGACAGGUGUAGCACUGUCCAAGACCACUGCCAAACAGCCCUUCAUCUGCACCCAGUGCAACACUGACUUCACCUGCCGCUGGAGGCAGGACAAGACAAAAGGCGUCCUCUGUGAACAGUGCAUGUCAUCCAAUCAGAAAAAGGCUUUGAAAGCUGAGCAUACCAACAGGCUGAAAGGUGCGUUUGUGAAAGCACUGCAGCAAGAGCAGGAAAUAGAGCAGCGUAUUUUCCAGCAGACGUCCUCAUCAGUCUCCCACAGCAGCUCUUCAUCCUCGUCGUUAAAAGCAGAGCAGCUGGUGUCUCAGCAGCUGAAGCAGGCUCAGGCCAGAGCCUCCUCCCUCCAGCACCACCACCAGGCCAGCCGAGGAGCCAACAUUCUUCAGCAUCACUCCAUCAAGAGCUCCCAAGGCCAGCUGUCCCAUGGGGUCUCAUCUGUGGGGGUGAGGGGCGUCCCCCACUCCUUCUCCUCAUCCUCCCAGCUGCAGAGUGCGGUGGCGGCCGCGGCUUUGGUCAGCCGGCCAGGUAAGCACGCCCAUGUUUCCCACCGCUCUGUGCAGAGUUCAAAGGUGAGCAGCAGUGGAUUCCACGGCGGCAGGAAUAUCAGCGGAGGUAGUGCCUCAGCCACUGCAUGGAAGAAGCAGAGCAACAGCAAUACAGGAGUCACCAUGGCCUACGUGAACCCCAGCCUGACAGGUCACAAGACGUCAGCCACCGUCGACGCUCGUCAGAGGGAGUACCUGCUGGACAUGAUCCCCUCUCGCUCGUCGAUCUCCCAGACUGCAAACACAUGGAAAUAAUUUAAACCGUACUAUGCUACUCAUUAUUAGUUGGUUUGGGUUUUUUUUGUCCAAGUUCCUCAGCUCCAAUAUUAUGGUCGACAGCAACCCCGGAGGACUGUUAAGCAAAUGCAAGUGAAGAAACGUUCCUUUCUUACCUUUGUAUGAUUGUUGUUUUAGUUUUUCUUAUUUUCCGUGUUUAUUUUGAGACUCGCCGUUCUUUGUAAUUGUGCAGAAACCAUUUUGAUUUGACCGGGGAAAAGAGAAAAACAAAUACUUGAAGAGCUUCCCCCCGGGUACUUGUGUCCUCCAGACUGGAUGGUUAAAUGAUGGUGUGAUAAUGUGUCUGCAUUGACAUAUUUAGCAAAAUAAAGUACUCUGUUAUGGGCUUAAGAGCCUUUUCUGCCAUGAUGUUGGUCAAACUGACCAAAACUUCUGACACUUGAAUGGUUUUUAGUCGUACCCAAGAGUUCACAUUUCAGCUAAAUACAUAUUUUAUUUUAAGCAAAAACAAAAUAAGUUGUAAAAAUAUUCACGACAUCCCCAGUGUAGUUUAAGUUUUGAAUUUAUUUUGUAUUUACAGUAAGUUAUUUUCUUUUUUUCAACUGAUGUUUAAAAUCACUCUGUAUAUUGUGGUUUCCACGAAUGAAGAGUUUAUUCUAGCUUUGUUUUUUUUUCUGUCUUUCCUGUUUAACCGCAUGCCUACCUUUUAACCCCUCUGUUCAUUUUGCACCUCAGCUGAAGAAGCAUGGUGUCUUUGCUUAAUUCAUCUGUAAGUACCAUCUGUAAUUUGCUUAUUUUAUAUCAAUGUCAACAUUGUAAGAUUAUUUUGAGUGUUCUGUCAUCGCCGAGAAAAUGCAAACUCUGAAGGAGCUGAAUUUGCCACACUGGAGCCAGAGGUCUUCUGCGAUGUAUUCCACCAUAGUCCCUGCAUUACGAGGAGUGUAUUUAGCCCCGAAUCAGUUUCUUGAAGGGAAUAUCUCUCUGAGCUACAAGACCAUGAAAUUCACAAGGCCACCUUUAUCUCGUACCUCUCACCAUAUUGGAUAAAUCUCUGCUUCCUGAUCUUAACUGCAUUGUACAAACUUAUGUUCAAAUCUAUUUGGUUUACUUUUUUUCCUAGCUCCUAAAGAAAUAAUAAAAAUAUACAUUUUAAA
Molecule: messenger RNA, 3693 nt
Organism: Acanthopagrus latus (yellowfin seabream)
Lineage: Eukaryota; Metazoa; Chordata; Actinopteri; Spariformes; Sparidae
Product: transcriptional repressor p66-alpha-like
Exons: 11
Coding region: 332-2557 (741 amino acids)
Biological process (GO): negative regulation of transcription by RNA polymerase II
Cellular component (GO): NuRD complex
Molecular function (GO): sequence-specific DNA binding
Source: RefSeq, a predicted model, not a curated record